GCUAGACCAUCUUUUUUUUCAGAUGCUGCAAUGAUCACCAGGCAAUAUAUUAUCUUGGUUCUGUGGAUUCUUCAUUGUGAAGGGAAACGUGGCAUUAAAGAAGAGUCUUUAAUCCAGAUUGCAUUUGCCAAUGAACAAGUUAAUGCAAGCUGCAAAGCUACCUUCCCUUAUACAAAAGAAUAUACCCAUUUCAAAGUUAGUUACUAUCGGAUUGACUCAAAAGGCGAAGAAAUUACAAUGAUUAAGAGGGAUAUCUCUGAAACAAUUCCGCAAGGAAUGAUGAACCAAACAACGAGAAAGAUUUAUAAACUUCCCAUCCAACCUGAUAAGCACAACUCUGUUACUGGUACCUACUACUGCAAAGCUGAGUGGCAAAAUUCAGAAGCAAGCAAUGGAAAUGGGACAUUUAUCCUUUUCAGAGACAAAGGAUAUGAAGAGCCCCCUCAUAUUGCAUGGAUGUCUCUCAUCACCUUUAUCAUUAUUCUGGCUGUUCUGAGCAUCAUGGGAACAACUCUGCUGUUCUGGAAGAGAGAGGUGGUGUGGUCUAGGAGGAGUCAUGCCAAGAAGUGCCCAGAUCAGGGGCCAGCAGCUCAACAAGCUUCAGGCAACUUGGAGCCUCCUGAAUCCACAUACAUGGCGUUAAAACCCCAUCAAUCUGACAUCUAUGCCUCCAUUGAGAAUGAGGCAAGUAGAACCACCACACACAGAAACACUCCUACAGCAGAGGUGUCCGGGCGGAAAGCAAAAGGAGAAAUCCAAGAUUUGUAUGAAAACAAUAUCACAGAAGUGUAUGAGAACCUCUAAGGAGAAAGACUGCACUGCAAAUCAUACCUUGCUUCCCAGCCCCCCCCCAAAAGGGGGGGGUCUAAAUUCCCACUGUUGUUAAACAUUGAAAAAGUAAACUGUUGCAAGGCAGAAAUAUUUACUGAUCUGGAGACAGAGCAAUAGACUGGGAAGUUGUCCAGAAUAGCCAAAUAGAGUUUCUACACAACCAACUAAACUGUGGCAUUAAUUUCUUUCUGGUAAACAGAAUCUGCUAAUAAAGUGGGCAUAAGAGCAUGAAGAAAGAACAAAACCUCAGCUUACCAUGAUUUGUGAAGUCUCGUUUAGAGGGCAGUACUUUGAAUGGAGCUCCUGAAAACAGUAUGCCCUUAUAAAUCCAAGAAGGGUAUCUUCAAAGUUGCACAGGCUGUUGAAUGCACUUGUCUUGGUUUACACUGGCUUUAUUGCACACGAUGACCAAUUUGGUGAGGGGAUUUAGGAUGCUGUUUAGGAUGUCACUGUAUUUUUUAAAAGAUGUAUUUAUUUCACCAUUUACAACAGGGAUGGAAACUACUGGCUUAUGGGCCAAACCUGGCCCACACUGCUCUAUCCUGGCCCACACUGUCCUGACUUCCCAAAGAAGAGUGCGGAGAAGAAACCGCAUGGUUUUCUCUGACCAGCCAUCCAGUGAUAUCUAUGGAGAUUUCCUUGUAUGCAGUUUGCCUUUCCAAUUGUCACAAUAUAUGAGACUCAACAACAUAAAGGUCACAUAUAUGAAUCCUCCAUCCCUUGGAUCCCCUUCCCUUAUGGGAUCUAGAGUUUAUUAUCUGGCUGAAAAAGAAAACAAGUUCUGCAGAAGGAUCUAUUCUAUGGGUUCCAGACAGUGUCAGGAAGGAGGCAUAAGAUAGGUCUGGAUUCCCAGCUCUGAGGUGAAAAUGAGUGUUGUAGCUCACAAGCAGAACUUGGACCCCAUACCAGUGACCCUUGCACCCAACACAGAAGGAACUGUCUUGGCUGCUCUCCAAAGCAACCUCAGAGAUGGAUGAAAGGAGAAGGGGAGAAAAAAAGGUGGGAGCAGCCAGGAUACAAGUUACCAGCUCUUGGGCAGCUGCUCUGGCCUCUUUUGCUUGCUCUCUGAAAUGAAAAUAGCAAUCUAAGCAUAAUUGAAAAAGGGAGCAUCUUGACUGGAUAGCACCCUGGAUUGCACCCUAAAUCUACUGUCUGAUCCGAUUUAAGCAGUGAACAAAAACAUUUGGGCUACCACGCCUUAGAUUUCAGUUAUAAAAUCAGAUCACUCAUCAUCAUCAUCAUCAUCAGUUUCAACAAAGAGUUUAAGAUAUUGUUUGUGUGCAUGAACCAAAGAAAAUUGUUAUCAUUUGUCAACCUACAGGAAUUAACUGAAGUAAAAGGAACAAGUAAAUUAUAUGCCUUGAUUAAUUUCUUCAUGAAAUAGUCAUCUGCUUUUUCAUUUUAAUUUUUUUACAACAUAA
This is a messenger RNA of Varanus komodoensis (Komodo dragon), 2252 nucleotides long. It is a transcript of the gene NFAM1, whose product is annotated as NFAT activating protein with ITAM motif 1. Lineage: Eukaryota; Metazoa; Chordata; Lepidosauria; Squamata; Varanidae. Bases 31 to 804 code for a protein of 257 amino acids. The transcript is spliced from 6 exons. Gene Ontology annotation, cellular component: membrane raft. Gene Ontology annotation, molecular function: transmembrane signaling receptor activity. Gene Ontology annotation, biological process: regulation of B cell differentiation; positive regulation of B cell receptor signaling pathway; B cell receptor signaling pathway. The record is from RefSeq and is a predicted model, not a curated record.